This is a messenger RNA of Drechmeria coniospora, 1620 nucleotides long. Its product is annotated as MBOAT family protein. Lineage: Eukaryota; Fungi; Ascomycota; Sordariomycetes; Hypocreales; Ophiocordycipitaceae. The transcript has 5 exons. Gene Ontology annotation, cellular component: membrane; endoplasmic reticulum. The coding region runs from base 1 to 1620 and encodes 539 amino acids. Gene Ontology annotation, biological process: lipid modification; glycerophospholipid biosynthetic process. The record is from RefSeq and is a predicted model, not a curated record. Gene Ontology annotation, molecular function: 1-acylglycerophosphocholine O-acyltransferase activity; 1-acylglycerol-3-phosphate O-acyltransferase activity.
AUGCUGGCUCUCGUGCAUCGUCCUUUCGAGGCUCUCUCGAGCACCGCCGGUUCCUCACCAGAUGAACUCAAAAUAAUUUUCUCCUUUCUCCUGUCCUACCCGUUAUCCGGCCUCCUCAAGCGCGUGCCCGACUCGAAGCCUUACCUCAAAAACAUAUUCAUCAUCUGCACCUCUCUCUUCUAUCUCGUUGGCCUUUUCGAUCUAUGGGAUGGCAUUGCAACCUUGCUCAUUAGCUCUACAGGCACCUAUUGCAUUGCAAAGUACCUGCGGAGGAGCCCCUACAUGCCAUGGAUUGGCUUCGUCUUUGUCAUGGGCCACAUGUCCCUCAGCCAUAUCCGCCGCCAGAUUGCCGAUAGUGCCCAGGUUGUCGACAUCAGUGGUGCUCAGAUGGUGUUGGUGAUGAAGCUCAGUGCCUUCUGCUGGAACGUUGCCGAUGGCCAGCUGGAACCGGAGCUCCUCUCUGACUUCCAAAAGGACCGCUCCUUGAAGAGUUUACCCCCGAUCCUCGACUUUGCUGGCUACAUCCUCUUUUUCCCCAGCCUGCUCGCCGGCCCUGCCUUCGAUUACGCCGAGUAUCGCCGCUGGAUUGACACAUCCAUGUUUGAUGUUUCCGCCGACGUGGAUCCGGCCAAGAGACCCCCGGUGCGGAAGAAGCGUAAGAUCCCCCGAAGCGGCACCCCCGCCGUCUUGAAGGCAUUACGCGGCCUCAUCUGGAUUGGUCUCUACGUUGCCCUCGCAGGUCGCUUUGGCUAUAUGCAGCUACUUUCUGAACAAUACGCGCGGCACGGCUUGCUUUACCGUAUUUGGAUCAUGUACAUGGUCAAUCUUGUGGCCAGGUUCAAGUACUACGGCGUCUGGACCCUGACAGAAGGCUCUUGUAUCCUCGCGGGCCUGGGUUACAAUGGCGUUGAUCCAAUCACAGGAAGGAUCUCAUGGAAUCGCCUUCAAAAUAUCGAUCCCUGGGUGGUGGAAACGGCUCAAAACCCGAGGGCCUACCUGGCUGGCUGGAACAUGAACACGAACAAUUGGCUACGAAACUACAUCUACCUUCGGGUCACUCCCAGGGGUAAAAAACCUGGCUUCCGCGCUAGUAUGGCUACAUUUGUUUCCAGCGCCUUUUGGCAUGGCUUUUAUCCUGGCUAUUACAUGUCUUUUGUUUUGGCUAGUUUGAUACAGACAGCGGCCAAGAACUUUCGCCGCUUUGUCCGCCCCUUCUUCUUGGAUCCUGUCACCAGCGGGCCGUCCCGCAACAAAAAGUACUACGACGUGGCAAGCUAUUUGGCGACUCAGCUGACAUUCUCCUUUGUCACAACUCCAUUCCUGCUGCUCUCUUUUGGCGGCUCCGUUCAUGCAUGGGCCCAAGUUUACUACUAUGCCUUUGUUUGGACCGUUGCCGCCCUCGUCUUCUUCGCAUCGCCAGGCAAGGCCAUGCUCAAGGCACAAUUGGAGAAGGCACAGGGUAAGGCCAGUUCGAAGCUGGUGCGAUCGAUGAGUUCCGACAGCCUAACGGGCAAGGAACCAAUAUUGGGCAUCUCCAGAGACCUUGAGCGUGACGUACAUGAAGCAGUCGAGGAGAUUAGGGCAGAAGUAGAUGCCCUACAAAGAAAGAAGGCUAUGUAG